AUGGCGACCGCGAACCGCAUGGCUGUGCUCGCCCACCCACACGAGCUGAACGACAUUCAACGCACGCAAACCUCUGACACCGGCCUGCCUGUCGAGGGCGAGAAAAAGGAGGACUCGGUGUACGCCGACAAUGUCACCCCUCUGCAGGUGACGGAUACACCGCUCAAGUACCGCUUGAUCGCGCUGUCGUGCAUCCUGUUCUUCACGACCGGCGCGGCGUUCGCGGAGAGCACCCUCGGCCCGCUCAAGAGCACGUUUGUGCGCGAGCUCAAGAUCAAUAAUGCCCAGUUCGCAUCGAUCAGCACGGCGAGCAACCUCGUCAACACCAUGCUGCCGCUCAUCGGCGGCACAGUCAUGGACUACUACGGGAGCAUCUACGGCGCGAUCGGCGCAUGUUUCUUCACCGUCCUCGGAUCAGCGAUUGCGGCGGGAGCGGCGAGCUCCAACAACUACCAACUGCUGAUUGGCGGUCGUAUCGUCAUGGGCCUCGGUUCCAUCGUCCUCGAGAUCUGCCAGAGCAAGCUAUACGCGCACUGGUUCAGCGGCAGCUGGCUGGCUACGGUCAUCGCCCUUGACUUGGCGUGGAAUUCCGUCACGGUCGUUAUCGCGCGCGUCAGCGCUGUCCCCAUGUCCCGCCUCGGCGGGUGGUACGGCUGGGCGCUGUGGAUCCCCAGCAUCGUGUGCGCGGCGUGCACGCUCAUCGUCAUCGCGUAUCUCGUCUUCGAGCGGCGCGUCGUGCCCCAGCGCUACCGCCCCAUCACGGGCCGGCAGGUGCAGCAGCAGCGCAUUGCGGCAGGGCUCGCGACACAGGAGGGCGUCGUCGCGCGCAUGCGCACGAGCGUGCUCAACGUCCUCCGCCUCCCCGUCUUCUACCUCAUCCUCGCCGGCACGCACCUGUUCCAGAACUCGGCGCGUACCGUGUACUCCGCCAACCUCACCGACAUACAGGAACGCACGCGCGGCACCACCGCCCUCACUGGCGGAUACUAUUCUUCGCUGCUCAACGUCAUUGUUAUCGUCGUCGUGCCGCUCCUCGGUAUGUUCUUCGACAAGGUCGGAUGGCGCAUGCCCUUCGUCUCGUUCGGAGCCGCGAUUUACGUCGUCGCCUUCGCCCUCAUCGGCCUGACCAAGGUCAACGCCAUCGCGCCCAUCCUCCUCGCGUCCUUCGGCCUCUCCCUCAACGUGCUGCCAUGGAUCGCGUCUUUCCCCAUCCUCGUCCCCGACCCUACGCUCAUCGGAACGGCAUACGGCCUCUUCUCAAGUUUGAUCGCCUGCAACAACGUCAUUCUCGAGGUCGCUUGCGGCGCCAUCCAAGACGCGACGCCGGGGCAGACGUACGACCGCGUCAUCUACGUCCUCAUCGCCAUCAAGGCGUGGCAGGUGCUUGAAGGGCCCGUGUUCGACUGGCUUGACGGGCGCAUGCUUGGCCACACGUUGCGGAUGAGCGAGAAGAAGCGCCUCAAGUUUGACGAGGAGCGCGAGGCCACAGGUCAGGAGCUGCCAGGUCUCAAGCGAUACCGACCCGUCACCAUCAUCGUGGCGUGCCAGUAUGUCUCCAUGGUCAUCAUUUCGUGGGUGCUUUUCUUCAUCUACUCGAUGUAG
Cutaneotrichosporon oleaginosum is the source of this 1602-nucleotide messenger RNA. The record is from RefSeq and is a predicted model, not a curated record. NCBI's taxonomy places the organism in Eukaryota, Fungi, Basidiomycota, Tremellomycetes, Trichosporonales, Trichosporonaceae.